GCUGGCGGCUGCUCAGCUCGCGGGGCCUGCCAUGCUGGCGACGACUACUCCGCUCGCGGGCGCUGGCUGUCUGGCGGCUGCUCGGCUUGCUCGCACUGCCGUGCUGGCGACUGCUCGGCUCGCGGGCGCUGCCAUGUUGGCGACUGCUCCACUCACAGGCGCUGUCGUGCUGCCACAUUUAUUUUAGGUAGCAGUCUUGUUAAUGGUUGACACCUAUUCACAUUGAGUAAGUGACCCAGUGUUGUUCCAUACCUGAUAGACAUGCACGAAUUUUUCUUUAAAAGUAGUUUUUUUGUUUUUUGGGAGGGCAGUUUAUAUUUUUAUUGGAACUUAAUUUUAAAAUUGUACCUGUUCUUCUGUCAUUCAAUUAAGUUAUGUGACGUUGGAAUGCAUGAAGUUGCUCUUGAGAGCCCAAGUUGGAAACCCAACUCAUAGGUUGCAGACAUAUGGAGCAAUAAUGUGAAUGUUACACUCCAGUUAUUUAAAAAGAGUGGUAAUAUUUACUCACAACAUAUGGGCUGUUGGCUGCUGUACCCAAUGCAGGGUGUCAUAUUGGCAUCUGCUCCGCUUCUUGGCAGCUGUAUGCUGUCUUGGCCCUGUUAACGGUUCAGCUGUCCUACUUGGGUGUAAAGGGGGGAGGGUUGUGCUGUCUUGCAGGUUACUUCCCUACACACCAACACUGUCAUCCAGGCAACUGCUCUCCACGGGUGCACUCAUGCUGUCGUCGACUCCACUCGUGGUUCUUGAGUUUGGUAGGUGCUCGUCAGGCGAACAUCAACUGUGUUGAGAGGCUGGACAGCUGCCCAACUUGUUGGCCAUAUCAACUGAUCUGCUCACCCUUGGGAGCCAUCUGGUAUUGUAGCUGCCCUGCAAGCAGGUUAAUGUCCUGCCUUUCUUACCUUGUAGAGUGUAAUUUGUAACCCACUUUUAUUUUAGACAAUAAUCUUUUCAAUCAGUAACCCUCAUUCUUAUUUAAUAAUAGGUCCCAGUAUUGUUGAAAUUUUUUUCUAUAUGUAUUGUAGGACUGCGUGGUUUGUUGAUUUUAACAGUACAAGUUAUUCAGAGUUUUUAAAAUGUACCUUAAGAAAUAGAAUUCCUCUCUUUUUGGCAGCCAAAACAUCUCUCGUAAGCAUUCGUUUGAAAUUUUAUUGUAAUGUAUUGGACUACUGUGAUUGAGUAUAUUAAAAUGAAAAAUUUGUCCGUUCUUAUAUCAUUGGGGAUCAGUUAAGCCAUUCAAUAUUGACUACCCAAUAUUGAUUCAGUCGAUAUUGACUACUCAAUAUUGAAUGAGUCAAUAUUGAGUCAGUCGUUAUUGACUACUCAAUACUGAGUGAGUCAAUAUUGAGUGGAGCAGUCAAUAUUGCCUGCUUCGCUCACGGGCACUGACGAACUGGCAACUGCUCCGCUCGCGGGUGCUGCUGUGCUGGCGACUGCUCCGCACCUCGCGGGUGCUGCAGUACUGGCGACUGCUCCGCUCGCGGGUGCUGCUGUGCUGGCGACUGCUCCGCUCGCGGGUGCUGCAGUGCUGGCGACUGCUCCGCUUGCGGGUGCUGCUAUGCUGGCGACUGCUCCGCUCGCGGGUGCUGCCGUGCUGGCGACUGCUCCGCUCGCGGGUGCUGCCGUGCUGGCGACUGCUCCGCUCGCGGGUGCUGCCGUGCUGGCGACUGCUCCGCUCGCGGGUGCUGCCGUGCUGGCGACUGCUCCGCCUGCGGGCGCCACCAUGCUGCUAGCUGCUCUGCCUGCGGAUACCGUCGCGCUGCCGGCUUCUCCUCUUUUGGAGGAUGCCGCGCUGCCGACUGCUCCGCUUGCGGCUGCCGCUGUGCUGCCGACUGCUCUGGUCGCGGCCUCUGCCGCACAUUCAACUGAUCCACUUGCGUUCACCGCCUCGGUGCCGACUGAUCAGCUCGCGGACACCGUCGCGCUGCCAACUGAUCAGCUCGCGGACACCGCCGCGCUGCUGACUGAUCAGCUCGCGGACACCGCCGCGCUUCCGACUGAUCAGCUCGCGGGCACCGCCGCGCUGCCGACUGAUCAGCUCGCGGGCACCGCCGCGCUGCUGACUGAUCCUCUCGUAGACACCGCCGCGCUGCCGACUGAUCCUCUCGUAGACACCGCCGCGCUGCUGACUGAUCUGCUCGCAGACACUGCCGAACUUGCAUCUACUCCCGUCACAUGGCCUGUCAACAGCUCCACUCGCGGGGAGCUGUCAUGCUUCUGUCUGCUCAACUUCGUGUGGUCUACUGUGCAUGUCUGGUCAGCUCCUUGGGGGCCAUUGUCGUCGUGUCUGCUUAUCUCCACAGGAGGCUGUCUUGCUGGCAUCGGCUCAGUCCGCGGUAUUUUGGGUUCGGUAGGUGCUUGUCAGGCCAACAACUGCUCUGCUCAGAGAAUGAUGGCUGGACAACUCGGUCGCCAUAUCAACUGAUCAGCUUGCUCUUGGAAUGUUGCCGUCAGAUAUUGUAUCUGCCCUGCAAGCAGGUUAAUGACCUGCUCCACUCAUGUGAUACAGCUGUGAUGGGUGGCAAUCCUGCUAGGAGAGGACUCAUGAAUCACUGCUCCACUCCCGGCAUCCAUGGUACUACUGACUGCUCUACUCGGGGGAGCCAUGGUGCUGUCGACCACUCCGCUCAUGGGGGCUAUGGUGCUGUCAACCGCUCCACUUGUGGGAGCCGUGGUGCUGUCGACGGCUCCGCUCGUGGGAGCUGUGUUACUGUCGGCCGCUCCGCUCGUGGGAGCCGUAGUGCUGUCGACUGCUCCGAUCGUGGGAGCAGUGUUGCUGUCGGCCGCUCCGCUCGUGGGAGCCGUGGUGCUGUCAGCCGCUCCGCUCGUGGGAGCCGUGGUGCUGUCGGCCGCUCCGCUCGUGGGAGCCGUGGUGCUGUCGGCAGCUCCGCUCGUGGGAGCCGUGGUGCUGUCAGCCGCUCCGCUCGUGGGAGCCGUGGUGCUGUCGGCCGCUCCGCUCGUGGGAGCCGUGGUGCUGUCGGCAGCUCCGCUCGUGGGAGCCGUGGUGCUGUCGGCCGCUCCGCUCGUGGGAGCCGUGGUGCUGUUGGCUGUUCCGCUCGUGGGAGCCGUAGUGCUGUCGACCGCUGCGAUCGUGGGAGCCGUGGUGCUGUCGGCCGCUCCGCUCAUGGGAGCCGUGGUGCUAGCAACUGCUCUGCUCGUGGGAGCUGUGACGCUAUCAACUGUUCUGCCCAUGGAAUCCAUCUUCCUGGUUGAUGCUCCACUCGUGGGGGCUAUCGACUGCUUCAUUUGUGAGGGCUAUCUUACAGGUGACUUCGCUACACACCAGUACUGUUGUCCAAGCAAUGAUCUUGUGGUAGUUGUCAUUCUGGUUACAGUUCUACUUGUGGUGGCAGUUUGCUGGGGACUAUUCUACUCAUGGGUCCAUUUCUGAUGGUGAUUGCUGCUCAAGAAUACUGACAACAUUGCAAUGAUUAACAACUUCCUUUCAGAUAUGGGGACCAAUAUUGAACUGUAGAUCUUGUUGACUGCAUUUUCCAUAGUUGCACUACUUGAUCUUUCCAAAACAUAAAAUGCUUCUGAGUGUUAAGAUUCAACUUGAUUGAUGUGAUCCAGAAUGCUGGGUCUGACACCAUAUAGUGUUUUAAAAGCAUAGAGUAUUUUUAAAGCAUACUUGUUUGAGGCCAUAAGAGAUUGAAAACAUUAAAUUUGUUGUUACCUUAGUUGUGGAACUUUGGACAUCAUUAUGUGUUAAGGAGUUUGAGUGUGAGGCCAGUAUUGCAUUCCACUCCCCUGGAAGUAUGGUGCAGUUUGCAGUUCACUGUGGAUUUAGGAUGUGAAUUUCUUGUUGUGCAAUGCACUGAAGAACUUGAUUGUAGGAGAUUUACUCUAUUGUGUACUGCGUGGUACAGUUCAGACCUUAGUUGUAAUGUCUGGCAGACCAUGGGCAUUUUGCGCCUUGUACACAGUGUUUCAGCACGUUAUGAUGUCCUUCGCAACUUUGCCUAUCAACUUGGGUGCUGACAUUGUGCAAAGUGGAAUGCAGCUGAUUCUCCACUAGUCUCCAAUCAUUGGUCAGUUGGACCACUGCUAAUUCAGUGUUUGGUUGUAGCAGCUGUAGCCACUCGCAACCACAUGCCUCAGUCUCUCUGCUCUGCAGGCGUUUUUUAUACAAAAGAGUGUACUGAAGUUUAGGCCCCUUGCUGCAGUUUAAUAUGCUUUUCAGUUUUGGCUGCUGUGGAUCUCUUUAUCAGAUGCUGUGUGUUGUCUCUUAAUCUGUGUGCUAGGCUGGGGCUGUUAUCACCACAGUCUGAUUGAUGCAACAACUGCUCGUACCAUCCCAUGUCGCAGUGUUAUAUUUGUUAGUAAAUUGUUAGUCAUUGUUUAAGUGUUUGUGUAGUGUUGUGGUGUUUCCUACAGUUACAGGUACUUCAGUUUCCUGUGGUGAAAUUUGCAUUGGUUGUCAAACGUACUCUUGUUGUUUUUUUUUUUUUUUUUUUUUUUUUUUAGAUAAUUUCUUUUGUGCAUUUAUCCAAGAGGUCAUAGGUUUGCAUGUGCAGUAAUUCAGCAACUGUGGGACGAGGAUAGUGACCAGUUAAUACAAAUUUAGUUCCAGGAAACAAAAACCCCUGUAAUUGGUUCUUUGGAUAAUCAUAUAGAACUGUUAAACAGGGGAUGUCAAACCAUUUAUCAAAAAUUCACCAGAUACAGACAGUUGAGUCUGACUGACCACUCAGCCAGACCAAUCCGUUUGAUUGGUCCAUCUCUUAACGGGUUCCUUAUAUGGUCAUACCUAUUUACUGUGUUCAAGUUUCAGUUUACCAGGACCACAAGCGAGACCACAGACAAGUAUGUUUUGUAAGCUAUGUGCAUGCGCAUGCGCUCUAGAAUGUUUACCUUGUUAAUAUUUUGGUUGUACCGUGAUUAGCUGGCCUAUCUCCAUAUCGUUCAACGCAGAAGUGCCCAGCUUUCUUUUUGCCUGGAGGUAUCCAGGAUUUGUCAAAUUUGUCAUGGAGGUGUCCAAGAUACAUCCAGGAUCGCACUAUAUGUCGCCGAGGUGGCUGGAUUUCACUGCCACAUUCAUAACAGAGGUGUCAGGAUUUGUCACAGAGGUAUCUGUUGUUUGUCGUGGAAGUGUCCAGGAUUCAUUGCACCAUUCAUCACAGAGGGGUCCUGUUCAUUUUGGAGAUGUCCAGCAUUUGUCCCAGAGCUGUCCGGGUUUUGUCGCAGACGUGUCCCGGAUUCAUCAUGGGGGUGUCUGGGAUUCGUUGCAUUGUUUAUUGUGGAGGCAGCCGGGAUUCAUUGCAUUGCUCAUUGUGGAGGUGUCUGGGAUUUGUCGUGGAGGUGUUCUCCAGGACUCGAUGCGGAGAUGUCCGGGAUUCGUCGCGGGACUCGAUGCGGAGGUGUCCGGGAUUUGUUGCGGAGACAUCCAGGAUUCGUCACGGAGAUGUCUGGGAUUCGUCGUGGAGGUAUCCAGGAGUCAUGGAGAUGUCCAUGAUUCGUCGUGGAAAUGUCCGAUCCGGGAUUCAUCAUGGAGUGUCCAGCAGAAUUCAUCACAGAGGUGUCACGGUUUUACUGGCAGAGGUAUCGCGGUUCCGUCUCAUCGUUCGUUGUGGAGGUGUCCGGGUUUUGUUUCAUCGUUCGUCGCGGAGGUGUCCGGGUUUCGUCGCGGAGGUGUGCGGGUUUCGUCGCGGAGGUGUCCGGGUUUCAUCGCGGAGGUGUGCGGGUUUCGUCGCAUCGUUCAUCGCGGAGGUGUCCGGGUUUCGUCUCAUCGUUCAUCGUGGAGGUGUCCGGGUUUCGUCUCAUCGUUCAUCGUGGAGGUGUCCGGGUUUCGUCUCAUCGUUCGGCGCGGAGGAGUCCGGGUUUCGACUCAUCGUUCGGCGCGGAGGUGUCCGGGUUUCGUCUCAUCGUGCGGCGCGGAGGUGUCCGGGUUUCGUCUCAUCGUUUGUCGCGGAGGGGGGGGGGGGGGGGGUCUUGCUUUUGUCUCAUCGUUCAUCGUGAAAGUGACCUUGGUUUUUCUAAUUACAUAUCAUUGUGGUGUCCUAAGAUUUUUUAACAUGCUUGUCAGAGGUGUUGUAAGAUUUUUUUGGCAUGCAUCAGAUGUGUCACAAGUCAUAGCGUAUCCCUGGUGUACGACGAGCUGAAAGGACACCACGUGGAACUUCCUAUGGUAUUAUUUGUGCAUCAUGGAGGAGAUAGUGAUUUGGUGCAUAUGGUACCAAAUAGAUGCCUGUCAGUUGACACAUUACAGUGUCCAGUUCAGCUUGUACAAUAAAUUUUUCCAUAGUUUGUAUUACCAUGCAUCAUGUUCACUUUUAUGGCUGGCUGCCUAAGUUACAGACCAGUCUGGUUUAUUGUCUUAUUCCUUAUGGAGAUGUUCAUUGACUGUCUCCAUAUUAAUUGUGAAUUUUUUGUGAUUCUGGUCUGUCAUAUGCUUUUAUGUAACUGGUGUCUCCUGCUUUAGAGACAUAAUUGAGACCUUGCCUCUCAAAAAUUAAAACUUGAUCCAUGUGAAGGCACAACAUUGGCAUUCAAAGGUUAGCUUGUGUGCCAUAGUGAUGUCUCAGUUCUUUUUAGCAUUUUCUGUUGUGCAUAAUGUCAAUAGUGAAAUAUUUGGUUUUGUGUAAUUGGCUCAAAGCAGGUAAGACUACGUAUGGUAUUUAAUGAUGUAUACUUAACAUUUGGUGUUGCCAUUUUUGUGCUGGUUGAUUUAGUCACCUGUUGUAUACAAAUUACAUUUACUGGCAGAAAUAUCCCAGUAAAGCUGUGGCUUUAACUCUUGAUAUUGGACUGCUCUUAAGAGGUUGUAUGGAACAGAAUUGCGGCAUAUAUCUGAGUAUUAUUUCUUUUCAUUAUGGCCUAUCUACUUCUUCAUUAGAGCAGAUGUAUCCUAAGAAAUUCAGAGGCUGUAUCACUGAAAUCAAAGAGAUGUGAGAGUGAUGAGAGGUAUAGGUAGUAACCGUUCAUUCUGGCACACAAGUGCAGUUGGAUUUUUUUUUAAAUUUAUUUAUUGAUGUUAGCAGACUCAUCACAGAUAAUCAGCACAUUUUUUAUGCCAAAGACAUAAACUUCCUUUUCAAAUGUAUUUAUGUACACACACUGUAUUACUUUGAAGCAGGUCUCAAUUCUGCAUCACAUACUUACUUGUCAACAUGACUGCAGGAACAAGGUGUGUGUGACACCCCCCCCCCCCCCCCCCCCACACAC
Molecule: messenger RNA, 7161 nt
Organism: Schistocerca piceifrons (Central American locust)
Lineage: Eukaryota; Metazoa; Arthropoda; Insecta; Orthoptera; Acrididae
Product: collagen alpha-1(XXV) chain-like
Exons: 2
Coding region: 2173-3210 (345 amino acids)
Source: RefSeq, a predicted model, not a curated record